GCUGUGACGUCAUGUCGCUUGUAUGCCCUGGAAACGAACGCGGGAACGCGAGCCAAAGAAAAGAACCAAAGACACGGGGCACCCGUGCAAAACAGCUAGAGAAAUGUCCAGAAAACAUGAUCCUAUUCGUGCAAGCAACGCCAAAAAGGCAGCUAGUCAUGUAGAUACACGAACUACCGUCCAACUUGCAAAAUCUGCCAAAGACUCGGGGAAAAGUCAAAGCGAAACGAGCGUUUUCAGACGACCAAGGAAGAGAGUGGAUUCAUUCAGCCAUGCGAUUUAUGAAGCUGCUUCGAAAAUCUUCCUGCAUUUAAAAGGGGACGUACCAUCUUCACAGUUGCCUGUGUUCGACGAUGAUUUGGAAAGAAGGAGAGCUUACAGUAUGGCAUUUGGGGCUAAGAGAUACGAAUUGGUGUUAGAAGAUGUGCUUCUCGAUAGCUAUUUUUUCUCCAGUUUUUUUAAGAUGGAAACUUACCACAAACACAGAGUAUAUGUGAUGCUGUUUGACUACCAGCAAAAUGGAUUUUUCUUUGGUAAUGAGCGAAAGCAAAAGGAAGUCAGUGAAGAGGACAUACUUCCUGACAUUGCUGAAAUCCAGGCCGCACUUGCAUCGCACAGGACCAAGCUGCGUGCUGCUCUAGCGAGGUGUAGGAUACGUGAUUGUGCCAUCAGUGUAGAGGCUCUCCUACCCAUGGAAGAGCAAGAGAAGAUAAAAUAUGCCGCUGCACAACCUGUCUAUGCUAGGGUGAACACUCUCAAGUCAAGCCUGGAAGACGUGAUGGCGAGACUCCAGAAGGAUGGUUAUGUGUUAGAGGAGAAAAGCCCAGACUCUGAGGACCAACUUACAGGGAAAAACUUCAUAAGUGAUGAACAUUUUGAUAAUCUGUUGGUAUUCUCUGCAGAAGCUAAGUUUGAUUUACAUGGGAAUGAUUUGACCAAUGAAGGUUGCCUAGUUAUUCAGGACAAAUCAACUGUUAUAUCAGUUGAGGUUGUGAGAUCAUUUGUCAAUGAGAUAUCCUCACAGAAAGAGAAGGCCAACAUUUUGAUUCCUGGAGCAGAUAUGAAGAAAAUGCUUGGAGAUGGAGAUGACAUAAUUCAAACUCAUGUGGAGUCAGGGAACAUAACUGCCUACCUCUCCUCCGUCAUACAUCCCGACAGAACAGUGUUCACAUUUGGUGCCACACCUGACACUAAGGGUCAUCUACAAAACAAGAUGGAGAAGCUUGGGGCACGGAAUGUGACUUUUCUAGAAGAACAUUUCCUAGAUGCCAUUCCAAAUGAUGAACGUUUCCGCAAAGUCAAGAUUAUUGUUGUGAAUGUCCCCUGUUCAAAAACUGGUAUUGUUAACCCAGUGGACUUUGUACUACAAGAAGGCGUGUCUGCAUCCAUCAAGGAGCUAGCACGUGGUGGGCUGGACAAUAGCAAAAUUAGAGGGCUUGCCUUUCAGCAUUUAGGGGUCCUUAAACAUGCCAUGAGCUUCCCCCUUCUGCAAGGGAUUGUAUACAUCACUAGGUCCAUCCAUACAUGGGAAAAUAUUGAUGUUGUAAAAAAAGCAAUGGAAGAAAUAAGGGAAGCUGGAGGGAAGUUGGACAGUUACUAUGACUUGGCACCAGCACUUCCUAACUUGGCCAAGCACCUGGAAGCAAUUGGUGUAAGGCGUAAGGGGGAGGAUAUCUCUCUCACAUCGCAAGAACCUGGUCACAACUAUUUGAAGCUUGAGCCAUCAGCAGCAAUGAAUGGUGGUUUUGUUGCUCUCCUUACCAGAAAGAAACCGGUGGAGUCGCCUGCUGACGUGCUGGAGCGUGCUGCAAAGAAAGGACUCAUGAAACCCAAAGGCGGCAAAACACCGCGCGCACAAAGUCCAAAAUCCAAACGAGUCCCGAGCGCGCAAAGUAAACGCCCCCCAGUCCCUAAACAAGAACUGGAGAAACUCACAAUCACCGAUACUACGGAACCCGUAGUAUCCGAUACAGAGCUGGACUCAGCGGUGAAGGGCAAAACUGCUAGCAAAAAGAAGGCUCGACCACACGGAUCCGCGGACAGCGUCCCAGUCAAAACCCCGUCCAAGACGAAAGCACAGAAGAAGGCGGAGGAGAGAGCCGAGAAAGAGCACGAGGAACAUAUGCGUCAGUUCAAGUUUUAGCAUCGAAAUCGUAUUUUUGUAAAAAAAAAAAAAAAAAGAAAAGAAAAGAAAAGAAAGAAAAAGAAAAGAAAAGGGAAAAAAAAUUAGGCGUUGUUGGGUUAUGGUACCCUGGUUCCAGAGCCUCGGACGUCUCUAUUUAGUGGCCUUCGAGUAUCAAGCUUGUUGACCACUAAAUAGAGAGACGUUCGAGGCUCUGGAACCAGGGUAGGGUUAUAUUGAAAAUGAUAUUAUAUUAUAUUUAGAAACCUAUUUAUGAUUUUUAUAGUACUUCGACGCAUUUUCCUGUUAAUAGUUCGAGAUCUAGCAAAUAAGUACUUUAAGCAUAAGGUUUUUGCUGAAGACAGAAGGUUUCUAGUGCAGCACAGAAAAGGUAUUGAGUAUGGUAUCAGUAUGUAAAUUUGAUUAGGUUCGCUCUAUACGCAGGCGUCAUUCAGGUGGUGCGUCAUGAAAUGUUGAUUUGAAAAUACUAGAUAAGAUAAAUUGAUUUGUUAGUGCAGAAAUGAACGAUUUUAUGAGAUUGAGAUUAUAUGAAUAAAUGAAUUAGUUUUA
This is a messenger RNA of Nematostella vectensis (starlet sea anemone), 2692 nucleotides long. Its product is annotated as putative methyltransferase NSUN7. Gene Ontology annotation, molecular function: methyltransferase activity. The transcript has 8 exons. The coding region runs from base 23 to 2143 and encodes 706 amino acids. NCBI's taxonomy places the organism in Eukaryota, Metazoa, Cnidaria, Anthozoa, Actiniaria, Edwardsiidae. The record is from RefSeq and is a predicted model, not a curated record.